AUGUCUGAGCAAGCCUUCGAUAGCUAUCCUGGACUGUGUCAUGCUGUAUCUCCAUCUGAGGCAUCGCCCCUCGAACUCCUUGAUGUUUCGUACGACAUGACCUCCGAACAACAAACUCUACCUGGUCCCGUCUGUGGCAGCGUUGACACCAACAAUGAAUUCUCUGCAUUUCAAGCCAUGCUACUAGAUGCAUCGAAGGGGGUGACGGAGGGAAUGGAUGCAGAAUAUAAAUGCCUCAUGCAGCAGUGUCAGAGAUUCCUUGUGGGCAUGGGAUGGUUGCGAGGUGAUGAGUCGUUCUAUUCCAACCAACCCCAUCAUGAUGCGCCGACAUUCAUCAUUGCCUGGAUUAUGAAUGCGUAUCCCCCGUCCUCUCCUGUUUAUUAUCACUGCCUCAAAACUGAUGAAAAUGAUGUUGACUCUGGCAGGUAUGAUUCAAUUACACUGAAGGGCACGAGUAAACCGCCAUCUGAGGAACAAGGCACUUAUGGCCAUGCGCAGAAGAUGAGGGCAGCGAUGACCUAUGCCUUUGGGCGGUUACAUGGGCUCGGUGAUAUGCCCUGGCAUCAGUCAGAGGUACCGGGGAAUUCCACCAUGCUGGGGAACCCAAGUAUGUCGGUACAGGUGUCAUCUUACAUGUGUGCCUUAUGGCACUGCAAGGUCCAAGCUGGCGAAGUCACCAUCAGCGCACGUGCAAUCACAUCAGAGAUACUCUCACAACUCUAUCAUUUCAACCAUCUACCCGACAAUUGGACCAUCCAUCCAUACCAGCCUGGCACUCGUCGACCUUGUGACCCCAACCAUCAUGGUCAAGAUGACAGGUUGGCAGACUGGGGCGGUGCUCGGGCCCAUCGUCUCUUACAAGCUGCCUAUACAAUUGCGUUCAUCUGCCUUCUCUGA
Molecule: messenger RNA, 897 nt
Organism: Pisolithus orientalis
Lineage: Eukaryota; Fungi; Basidiomycota; Agaricomycetes; Boletales; Pisolithaceae
Exons: 4
Coding region: 1-897 (298 amino acids)
Source: RefSeq, a predicted model, not a curated record